GUUAUUAUGCAGACGUUGUGUUGUCGCUGCGUGGCUGCCUGGUUGGUAUUUGGAUUUGUUGGUGAUUAUGGUAAUCCCAUGCACUUGCGCCUGAUUAGAUAUGUAUGCGUCGCGGCGGUCUCUUGUGUUCCUGGUAAUAAAAAAAAACACUGGCUGGUCGCGGCUGAGCGGGUCUGUUCUUGCCGCGCGCAGGGAUGUUGUGUCUGGUCGCUGGCGGCAUCCGCGACGCCGGCAUCCAUCUCACAAUCGCAAAAUAAUCACAUUACAUUAUCCGCUUCACUGGCUGACUGGUGAGACGCGGCGCGCUUGCCGUCCUGUACAGUGUGCAGCACAAUUAAAAUCAAUGCUGUCGGCCGUGAAGAUUUAUUAGCAGCCAGCUGUACUGCAUAUCUUGAUGAACCCGCUUUGCUUACGAGUACGUACGACUGUAACAGAUGGGCCUUCACGCGCAUUGGCGGCCGUCUCCUGUACGAGGCUACAGUGCUGCACCGGCUAUACGCUGACCGAUAUGCACUUUAAUUUAUACUGUACUGUACACACUGAUUCAAGUUUCAACAGCAUCUUGUACCGGUAUAUAUUAUUUAAUUUACAGUAUGUACCGGUAAAUACUCUGGGAAAAACAAUCAUGUUGGUUAAUAAUGUGGCUGGCGGCGGUGAUCUUUGGACUUUCCCUUUUUGCCGUCCGGUCCAGCCAGCCAGUAGAAUUUGGCUAGGAUAAGUAAGUUGUCGGUCGGCGUAGUGUUAAUACAAUCUUAUUAAAUUUGCCUUUGCCAAUUGGCGUAUGGGUUGCGACGUUGUUGUUCACAUUCGGCUGAACAGUUCGCUUCCACAGCGUCAACAGCUGACAUGACAUGGCUGGUCAGAUCUAGACAUGCAAAUCAAAUUACAUUAUUCCCUCGUGGUGCUGCCAACAAAAAACUUUCUCCACCUUUUUUGCAUGGUUCUUCGUAACAACGAUUCCAAGUCCGCGCAUGCAUUCGUUAUUCAGAUGCGCAAUUACCGUACGAGUACUCGUUACAUAUUAGCGAUUGCCGGCACGAUAGCGAUUUCCUUAUCCAUUCAUAUCUGGUGAAUACUUAUUUAUUUAUCACUACUGCCCAAGUUUUUCUAUCACCGCUGCCGCCGUCUGCCAGCUGUACGGCACUGCGGCACCGAUGAUGUUGUCCGCCGUGUCAAGGUAUCCCCGGGAAUUCCAUAGCCGCAGAAUGGAACGGAUUUUGUUUAUUGUACGGCAGUUCAGUCCGCAUCAACCGGAAGCACGCAGCGUUAGCGUACGCUCAUAAAACAGCAGUGCUUUUAAUGUAAGUUUCUUCAUAUUGCAAUGGUUUAUUUGAUUUAUCUGGCGGAUUAAUCUGCGGCUCUAAUUGAUUCGCAGCGCGAUUGUUGUGUUGAUUUGGACUGCAUUCACAGAGUUUUUUUGCACUCUUUGUCUGGUGGGUUUAUCUGUGUUACGGAGGGAGAUGUGCAGCUACAGAAUGGAUUAUAAUAAUAUAUUAAGGAGAGCGGCGGCCGCAUGGAUGUAUCCCUGGCUGUACUACACCUUGCUAACGCUGUGCCUGCUGAGCAGUACAUCCCUCUGCCGGCACACCUCCAGCGCCCCGCAUCCCCAGCACGCCACGCCCAUGCACCGCCACCACAACCGGACGUGCAAAGGGGGCGGGGUCAGCGUAGCGGCCGCUGACCGGCAGAGCAGUAGUGCGCCGGCGGCGCUGGCGAGCGGCAGUUGCCUGACCGCCGGGCCGACGUUAUUAAACCGGGCGGUGCGGGAAGACUCCUUCAAGAAGGACAUGCUGAACAAAUUGGGCUUCCGCGACGGACGAAUACCUCAGCUGACAGAGGCCCAGAAGCGCAAUCCCUCGCACAUCCACUCCAUCAGGAAGCACAUCGAGGAGAUCAUGCAGCGCCAGCAGGAGGAGGAGCCGGACGAGGCCAUCUUCCAGCCCAGUCGCGUUGUUCUUUUUCCGGAGCCGCUGCCCAGCGAGUGGAACGUGCCAGCGGAGAUGCGCAACCACUCCUUCUUCUUCAACGUGACCACGCACGUCCGCAAGUCGGAGCAGGACAAGAGCAGUCUGCACGUGUACAUCCGCGGGACGGGCGGGGACGAGGCCAAAGGUCACCUGCUGCUGCAGCCGCUGAAGAUGCGCGCGGAGCUGCUGGUCCGGUCGGGCGGCGCGGGCGGCAGUCUGCGGGUGGACCCGGUGUGGACGCAGGAGGCCUCGCGCGUCGUCGAGCUGAAGAAGCACGGCCAGUGGGCGGAGUUCCGGCUCAGCAAGUUCAUUUCCCACUGGCGCCAGGACCACGACGUCGCCGGCAACUACGGCCUCCUUGUCUCCGCCCUGGACGCCGAGGGCACCAACUGGGCGCUACUGCAUCCCGCGACGGAGGAUGAAAAAAGCUUUGGCAUGUACCUGGACGUGAUGGUGCGGCCCAAGCCGAAGCGGAUCCGGCGCGGUCUGCAGCCCGACUGCUCGGAGGACAAGCCGGGCAACUACUGCUGCCGCUACCCGCUGCAGAUCAACUUCACGGCCAUGGGCUGGGGCUUCGUGGUGCACCCGCGCACCUACGAGGCCUACUACUGCAGCGGCCCCUGCGGGACGGCCGCCGACCGCAGCACCUUCAACCCCGCCCUGCACUACGCCCACCUGGCCAGCAACGCGCUGGCCGAGACGGAGAAGACGCGGCCGCGUCGCCAGCAGGACCAGGACGCCAACGUCGGGCCCUGCUGCACGCCCAGCCGCGCCCUGGACAUGGAGAUCAUCUACUACGGCGAGAACGGCGAACUGGUCACCGGCAUGCUGCCCGGCAUGUCCGUGGCGCGCUGCGCCUGCGCCUGACCGCCGGGUCGCCGGUGAAAAAUUCCCCUUUUGGCCGGGACGUCCCGGUUCAUCCCUGCCGGAUGUCAGCCGACGCCCCGGGAUCUCUGACAAAGUGACUGCCGAGUGUGUGUGCGCGGAGAAUACGUUGCCGGCAUGACUGUGAAGCGUGGGACAGCGCGUGACCUUUGUGGAUAUAUAUAUGCGUGACCUUUGUGGAUAUAUAUACGCAGUUAAGCACGAUACACGCGUACAUUGUUACGCGUUGUGGGCGUGCUGCAGCGAGCGGACGAUGCUGUGUGUCUUUCACGUGUAGAGCUACUAGUUCAUUCGGUUCAGUUCAUUGCGGUUCCCUGCCUGGCCAUGAUCUUCGCUGUAUAGCUCAGCGUCAGCGCUCUAGCUAGCCUAUUUAUUCCGCUGAUGGCAGAUUAAUUGCUUUCGUGGAUAUACGCGUUCUCCCAAAUUUGUCUGUGUCGCUACCGACUGUGUUAUGAUGCUGGCUGGUCUGCGCCAUAUUUGCGCAUAAUUCUUUUCUUUACCUAUUAACAGGACAGACGCAAUUACCGCGGUACGUGCUACAAAUCUCGAUGCUGCUAGUGGAAUUAACGGUUUGCUUCAUAGAAGCCACUUAAUACAGUAUCUGUAUGCUGUGCUGUACAAGCAGCGCCCAAUUAUUGCAAGCACAUGUUGCCCUUGUUCACAAUCGGUCAAUUAAAACUGAUUACA
Molecule: messenger RNA, 3539 nt
Organism: Paramacrobiotus metropolitanus
Lineage: Eukaryota; Metazoa; Tardigrada; Eutardigrada; Parachela; Macrobiotidae
Product: growth/differentiation factor 8-like
Exons: 4
Coding region: 1461-2834 (457 amino acids)
Biological process (GO): SMAD protein signal transduction
Cellular component (GO): extracellular region
Molecular function (GO): growth factor activity; cytokine activity
Source: RefSeq, a predicted model, not a curated record